This is a messenger RNA of Anneissia japonica, 894 nucleotides long. Its product is annotated as serine/threonine-protein kinase pim-3-like. Gene Ontology annotation, molecular function: protein serine/threonine kinase activity; ATP binding. NCBI's taxonomy places the organism in Eukaryota, Metazoa, Echinodermata, Crinoidea, Comatulida, Comatulidae. The coding region runs from base 1 to 894 and encodes 297 amino acids. Gene Ontology annotation, cellular component: cytoplasm. The transcript has a single exon. Gene Ontology annotation, biological process: protein autophosphorylation; negative regulation of apoptotic process. The record is from RefSeq and is a predicted model, not a curated record.
AUGGGGUACAUCUUUCGCGACUAUAAGUGUGAUGCGUACGGAUUCCUGUCCGCAUUAAACGUUCGAGAGGAGGCAUGGGAAAGUCGGUGGCAAACGAAUAAGACAACAACUAUGGACCUGUACGACCUCUCGGGCCACUUAAUGGACGGUGCUUUCGGAAGCGUUUACUCGGCGAUCAGAAGAGCCGACGGACUGCCGGUCGCCGUGAAGGUAGUGAGAAACUCCUCGGCGUCCUACCUGACGAACGAAUCGGGCGAAACGAUAUUGGCGGAGGCGCACUUCCUAUGUUUGGUCUCGGGGAUCGAGGGUUGCAUCGGAUUCGUGGACGUUCACCAGGUCAAAGAUUGUCAUUUACUCGUGAUGGAACGGCUGCUUCGGAGCUCCGACCUAUUUCAAGUUCUGGAGAAAGUCGGCAUUAUCCCGAAGGAGAGAUGCAGAUGCUUCUUUCGGCAAAUCGUGGACGCCUACGUCGGUUGCUUGAAACGAAACGUAGUUCACGGAGACCUGAAGAUGGAGAACGUGAUCGUCGAUCUGGACACGGACAUGAUCAAGCUGGUGGACUUCGGUUUCGCCAAAUUCGUCGACGACCAACCGAUCGCCAGCGCUUUCGGAACCACCGAUCAUUACCUUCCUCCGGAGAUGCUGAAACAUCGAUUCAUGUAUGCCGUUCCGGCGAUGAUCUGGUCGCUCGGAAUCAUGCUGUUCGAAAUGAUCACCGGAGAAGAAGUAGAACGCGGCCGUCGACCGUACUUGCAGUUAAUCAACGACGCGGAGCUACUUUCGCUCCUCGAUCGAAUGCUGGCGGUCGACUGGAGGAAGAGACCGUCGCUGAAACAAGUGUCGGAUCAUCCGUGGACGAAAAAAAUGACCGCGAAUUGGGAAUAUGUUCAAUAG